This is a messenger RNA of Sus scrofa (pig), 2688 nucleotides long. Lineage: Eukaryota; Metazoa; Chordata; Mammalia; Artiodactyla; Suidae. The record is from RefSeq and is a predicted model, not a curated record.
AUGUAUUCUCACUUGUGACCUCAGUGAUCCUCACCUACUCUGAACCGUGGGGAGCAACUCGUUGAUGGGAAAGUGACUCACAACAGGGACCAACUGACCUUUUUUGUCCCUUCUUUUUGACUCUCUUCUGGGAUGGAGGCACAAUCAACCAAGUUUGAUGUUCAUGAUGGACCAUAGGAAGCAUAAAACAUGUCCAGGUGUUCCAAGUAGUAACAUCAGGAAAUGCUAGCGCAUAUUUGGGACAGUUUGUAAUUGCCUUUAUGGUCUGGGAAAGUAUGCCUAUUAAUCCUUCAAACUUUGGAAAUGGGUGUCUUUUUUGGAAGAGGAGCCUUAAUAUACUUUAGGACAUGAAGCAUCCAUUCAUUUUUUAGUAGGUAAAAGAAAGGUAUAUCUGAGUUAUGAGUGUUUUUCCCACUUUUUCCCCAUUAGCCUAGGAGAAAGAUCCUGGUUUGUUUUAAGAAGAGAAGCACAUUGCCAAAGAAUCCUGUUUCCCCUGAGCUGCUUCUUGAUCAAGCAGAGAAUGGUCACAGACAGAGAAAGAGAGGUAACUAUGGAGGUGAAAAAUGAGACAACAAUCCAGGAAUUCAUUCUGGAGGGGUUUCCUGCUGUCCGGCACCUAGGGAGCCUCCUCUUCCUGGUGCACCUGCUGGCAUACCUGGCCUCGAUGACAGGCAACAUGGUGAUAAUCAUCAUCACCUGGGUAGACCGUCGCCUCCAAACACCAAUGUAUAUUUUACUCAGUACUUUCUCCUUCUGUGAAUGCUGUUUCAUCACCACAGUGAUUCCUAAACUGCUGUCCAUCUUUCUUUCAGGAAGGCAAACAAUUCCCUUUACUGCUUGCCUCGUACAAGCCUUUCUCUUUUUAUUUCUUGGAGCAGUAAUUUUCUUUCUCAUGGCUGUGAUGUCCUUGGAUCGUUACCUGGCCAUUUGCAAGCCUCUGCACUAUCCAUCCAUCAUGAACUUGAGGGUUAGUUUCCUUCUGGUUUUCUUCUGCUAUACUUUGUCCUUCAUCUUCUUCACUUGUCUGAUGCUCAAGGUUUCCCAGUUAUGGUUCUGUGGCCCUAAUGUCAUUUCCCAUUUCUUCUGUGACCUUGGCUCUUUAAUUCAUCUCUCCUGUUCUGACACCAGAUCUGUUGAAAUAUACUUCUUCUCCCUUACCUCAUUUGUCAUUCUGCUACCCCUCUUCAUAACCAUCAUUGUGUACAGCAACAUAAUAGUUAUAGUCAUGGGACUCCCUUCAGCUAAGGAGCGACAGAAAGCUUUCUCCACCUGCUCAUCUCAUCUCAUUGUCUUCUUCCUGAUGUAUGGCAGCUGUGUCUUUAUAUACUUGAAACCAAAGCAAACGAACAGGCUGGACUCCAAUAGAGAGGCUGCUCUUGUGAACACGGUGGUGACCCCGCUGCUGAACCCUGUCAUCUACACUCUACGGAACAAGCAGGUUCACCAGGCUCUGCGAGACACGGUGUCCAGGAAGAGGUUGCAAAAGUAGAGCUUUGGAGGGUAAACGGAUCUUCUUGGCCUUCCUAUAUCAGUUUCCCACUAUUGGAAAAAUCUACUCAAUAGAAACACUACAUCUGGUAAUAUAGCUUACGCUAACUUUCAGCUGGAUGGGUACUGUCUUAUUUUGCAGUUCAGUACCUACCUCUAUUUGAAAAUUUCAUUUGUUCUCUAUAUUGUGCUUAUGAUCCCUUCCUCUUGAUUUUCUACUUAUUUGUCUUGUGAGAAUUCAUUCAAACAACAUUUAUGGAGCACCUAUAAUCCCUAAGUCAUAGGAUACUAAGUCUUCAAGCUAAUAAUAAAAAUUCUGCAUAUCGGAUGUAAUAAAGACUGUUCAUGAUACAUUCUUAUGCUUGAAUUUUCUAGUACCUCAGAAAAAAGAUAGAAAACCGUAUUUGCCAUUAUGCAUUCAAAAAGGUUUGAAGUUACAAAACAAACUGUUUCUGAAAAUUAUGUGAAGUCAUAGUAUAAAAUAAUGGUGUUUCAUUAAUUGAAGCUGUUUAGGUAGAUGAAUCAGCUGUAUGCUCACUAGCUCUUCUUUGGGUCUACUGAUUUUAGUGUGUACAUAGCUCAGUGAAACUCCAGGUGGUUAAGAUGGGCUUUAUCAUCUGGUUGUAUCAGGUGUUAUUAAUAAACUUUUAACUCUUUCUUGAAACAUAGACAAAAGCACAACUUUUUAACUUGUGCAUUUAUUUUUCUGUAAUGGAUGUUGCCAAGUCUUGGACCCAAUAGGUCACUCAAUGGUGAGUGAUCCCAGUAGCAAAGUCUCUCCUCCCAGGGAAGAGAUAUUGGCUCUUUUUGUGUGACCUUAGGUGUAUGAGCCACCUGUGUCUUCCAGGUUACGCUAAAUUCCAGUUGACAUUUUAUGUAGCAAAAACUGAUAGAACUCAUCAUUAGAAAAGUUUAAAAGGAAAAUGAGUGCACUAAUAACAAAAAGUGGAUUAAAAUUGAGUCAGUUAUUGUGUUUACAGGUUCACUGGGGAAGCGAUUCCCACCAGAAGACAACUGGUUAGUGGGGAGUAGGUCCUGUCACAUCUGACAGCUCAUGUACAUAUUGUGCAUUUGAUUUGUAGUAUGUCUGAUUUGGAUGCAUAUUUUCCUUUUUUGCUCGUUCUGAGGAAUAAUUAUAUUUGAAGCAUAAUCUCAUUAGGAAGAAUUUUAGACUGUCAAAAGUGCUGGGUGAUUUAGAUG